Messenger RNA from Oncorhynchus kisutch (coho salmon), 501 nucleotides. RefSeq names its product cartilage-associated protein-like. The coding region runs from base 84 to 368 and encodes 94 amino acids. The transcript is spliced from 2 exons. The record is from RefSeq and is a predicted model, not a curated record. NCBI's taxonomy places the organism in Eukaryota, Metazoa, Chordata, Actinopteri, Salmoniformes, Salmonidae. Gene Ontology annotation, molecular function: collagen binding. Gene Ontology annotation, cellular component: endoplasmic reticulum. Gene Ontology annotation, biological process: collagen fibril organization; peptidyl-proline hydroxylation to 3-hydroxy-L-proline.
CCUAAACCUAAUCCUAACCCCGAACCAAACCUAACCUGACCCCUAACCCUAAAAUAGCCUUUUUCAUUGUUGGGACUUGCGAAAUGUCUCCAGAAGGUCACAACGAGGAUAGUAAAAUCCAAAACACUGAAGCUGCUCUUGCCCCCCCAGUGAAUGACCUGAAGAACGCAGUGCCGUGUGUAGCCAACUGCAUGUUGUUUGACCCCAGUGAUGAGGUGAUGAAGAACAACGUGGUUUAUAACCAGUACCACAGAGACAAGUACGAACUCGGUGACAAAGACUUCCUACCUAGAUCGGAUGCGGUACGGUUCUUCAACCAGACCACCAUGCAGCUACAGAUGCUGGAGUUGUCUCCAGACAACGCCUAGCGAGUGAUGAGGUGUGUGUGUUUGAGAGAGAGAGAGUGUGUCGCUACUAUCACUGUUGUUGGUUCUUAGCACGACAUCUGUCCAGCAGGGCUCUCUAUGUAAUGUUUCUGUAAACUAGGGAGAAACCCCAGAU